Messenger RNA from Pocillopora meandrina, 9098 nucleotides. The record is from the annotation of a GenBank genome assembly. Lineage: Eukaryota; Metazoa; Cnidaria; Anthozoa; Scleractinia; Pocilloporidae.
AUGUUUCCAAUCACUAAGAGCACUCACAUGGAAAACAUGAGAACUGAAGUAAGAGAAUCAAGAGAGUGAGGAGAAUUUACAUAUAAUAUAUAUAUAGGUACCAUAAACGGUAUAUUAAUAUACUGCAGCUGCUUACAUCAAAUCCCUCGUUCAAACUGAUCAUGGCUUACAGCUCUUCAAGCUCGCAACAAUAAGACAACCAACACCAGUCCAAGAGCAAAAUGGCAAUAAUGCAAACUACCUACGUUUUUGUCUUUGGAAGUGGCAUGUUCAGCGCAAUUACUGAUUUGCAAACACACUAAUUACUGAAAUCCACAUUUACAUUCAAAUGGCUUUAUCUUUUCAAUAGAAAACACAUUACAUGCAUUUGCCGAUAGAACCUAGCUUGCUCUGAUCAAAUACUAACCUGUCUGUAAAACAUUUACGAAGCAUUUAAAUUAAACUACAAAUGUACAGAGGGAUAAGUUGUUUUUCAAUUUCGGGUACCACAUCGAAUGAUCGUUCAGCCGACUGAAUUGUUUAAAACUUACCUUCCUCAAGAAGUCCUCUCUUGUCUCCUCCACUGACAGCCCGUUCGUAGUUCUGAGCUACUGGAUUCACGUGCAUACUGGUUGAAGUACUGCGAGCAGUCAUUAAACCUUACAUAUGUUUCCACCACACAGAGCCAUUAUUUCCUCUUUCUUCGAGUUAUUCAACGCCUGUACGAUUGUUUUAUUUUCAGUAUGUGCGCAAGGUCUGGGCGAAAGUGUUACUAAUUAGAGGAGUGGUCGCGGGAGGGCCUGUAUCAGCACCCGUACAGUAAACGAUGAGAGAUGCUUUCUCUAUCUUGUUUCAUGAUCAAUUAUUUGUAUAUGAAAGAGAAAAUAUUUCAAACUUUCUUUACGUUGUAUUAUGACGUGUGAAAGGUACCCAUAAGGGAGUAAUGAGCAAGCAACUCAAGAUAACAAGAAUGCUUGCGUCCCGCACGCACGAGGUGACUGGUUGCUAGGAACUAUUGUGACGUCAUAAGUAAGCAAAAGGCAUGGUGGUAAGUGAGUUUGUGGUUCAUAGUUCUGUAGUUGAUUUGGUCUUUUUUGUGGGAGAAAAUGCCGAUUAGAAUAACACAGUCUAUAUCUUGACACUAUAUUCGUUAGUAUACAAGGCUGUUUCAAUACAUAGCCAUGAAAAGUGAAAGUUCAUGUGGUGCUUUGUGUCAGCAUCCUGAAUGUUGGAGAUCGAACUUGCAGAGAGUUAAAGAUGCUGUUAGAGUAAGAAAUGGAAUCCAGCCUAAUGAUUCAGUGGAGAGUAAAGAAUUCUAUACUUUUCCUGGAAGGAAAAGAAUAGACGAUGAAGGUAAGAAAGGAGACAGAGAUCAAUCGGAUGACUGUAGGCGCUGAAUGCGUUACACGAUUAACAAUUAAUGCGAGUUAAGAACUUAGCUUUGAAACAUUUUCCGUAACAGCUGUCUUCAAGUUUGUGUGAAUCGCCAUAUUAUUAGGCGGGGGGCUAAUGAAUUAAAAAAAGAAAGAGUAGGAAAGGUUGGUGGUAUUUACAAACUCUUAUCAUUUGUCACACAAUUUCGUCAUCUGACUGGGACACGAUGACCAUAUCACAAUUCUCUGCAGCUUUGACUGAUUUUCAUCCGGUGUUAUUUAUGGGGUGCAUGUUUAUUUUUUUAGUGGCCUGCUUUGGUAUGACUCUCCUGAUUAUGUGUUUCUUAAGCGCACUUGACAACUCUUUUCUUUCAUGGGAUGCAGUUGUUUCGAAAUAACUCAAUGUCAGCUUGUGCUCUGAGAUGUAACUUUAUUCAUCAUUUUCCAAGAAGUUGGUUGUGCUGUUUCUUAACUCGUCUUCCAAUUGAAACUUGAAGUGAGAGGGAUUUUAAAGACCGGUCCCCAGUUUACUGUCCAGUUAGGCUGGUAGGGUGUAUCCAUUUUUUCAAACAUGCUCCAAGCAAAUUUUUGUUAUUUCACAUUGAAAAUUCAAAUUGAAUACAAGAGGAAUGAUGUAUUUGUAGUAUUUAUUGAAAAUAAAGUUGUGUACAACAGUAUAUUUUCUGUGCAGGCUCUCUUCCAACCCUGAAAGUUGUUGAUGUCUUUGAUGGAACAAACUUGAGAAGUAACAGUGCAAGACAUUGUAGUAGCGCAUCACAAACAAACAUAUACCAUCACAGAUCAGCAUCUUUACCCUCAUUAUCACCUGAUCUCAGGUAUAAAACAGGAAUGUCUUAUUUUUGUUUGAAUUGAAGCUUAGCAUGGCAAUUUGUUAGAUGUAAUUUAGAAAUUAUCAACUGAGUUGAUAGCAUAAUUAUCCACUAUAAAGAGUUUAAAAGCAGACAAUUGGAGCGUUAGCCCUUCACCAUUUGCUCUGACAAAGGGCUAAUGCUCAAAAUGUCAGCUUUUAAACUCUCUAUGGACUCUAAUUUUCAUUAUCAACUCUGCUGAUAGUACUAGAUAACCCUGUUAUACUCUCCCACUGACACAGCACCACAGUUUCUUUAGAAACUUACCCCCCUUAAUUCUUUAAAGUGUUAAGGGAAUGUGUGAUCUUAAAAUUAUUAUUGAUUGCAUAGAGAAAGCUUAGAUGAACCAUCAAGUGAAGUGAAAAAAAUCUGUUCAAAUUGCAGUGGUUUAUCUCAACCUUUAUCAAUCAAAUUCUUGUUGAUUAUCAAUUGAACUAUGUGUUUCUCUAGCUUGACAUUGUGAAAUGACUGAGUCUUAAAGGCUUGUAACUUUACCUUCCUAAAUAUCUUUGCUAACAUCUGCUGCAGAAAGCAGCCAAAUAUAGAGUGUUGAACUGAUGUAAUGAAUUGUGGCAAUUAAUUUCCAAUGAUUGUUUUAAAACUUAUUUGAUAUUAUUAUUCAGCUCUCAUCGGCAUUCAUCUACAUGCACUCCAUCUGUGCAUGUACCUCGCCCAUCUCCUGUUUCGCCAACAAUGUUGACAGAUUACCAGAAACGUAUGUUAUGGAAGAAAAAGUUGCAGCCUGUCACAGAAUCCACUGGUGGUGAGCUGAAGAAGAAAAAGGCUUCUGUUGUUGGUGUUCAUGAGUUGUAUGAAAAUGAUGAAUUAUUACAAGAUUGGAAGGAUGUAUACAUUACUUCAGCAUAUCUUAUAUGGUGCCAAACUAACAAGGUAAUAACACAAUCAUGAUGAUUAAAAUUGUGUUGGUUUAUUUGUUAACCCAAAUAUUUUAUGUGCUUGCAGUUACAUGUUGUUAAAUAUCAAGCAACCACUGAACAAAUACAUCAUACAUGUAUAUUUUAAUGUUGUGAAAACAAGUAUAGGACUGAGAAGGAUUGGAAUAAGACAAAAUCCUAACUUUUCUUUUUUUUUUUUUAAGUUAUCAUCAUAUGUAUAUUACUAUUUUGAUUUUUUGAUGUUGUUCACUGCAAGUCCUGUAAGCUCACCAUUUAUCACUUUAAUCUGACUGUUAAUUUUUAGAGGCAAAGAAGGAAAGCAAAAAGCACAGGGUAAGAUGUCUCCUGUUUUACCUGCUUUGAGUGGUAGAAAUAAUAGAUUAUUAAUUUUGUGAUCAGAAAUAUUUUAAAUGUUUUAAGAAAUUUAUCAAAGUUGACAUAAAUUAUUUAGUUCUAGUUAAAUUUUGUUAGUGGCAGCCAUUAAUUGUAUGUUAUGAAAAAAUAUAGUAUUAAUAGUACCAGGGUAAAAGGAAGCACUUUUUGUUUUAAGGGCUUAUGAGAACACACAUGGGAGAUCAUGUGUGGAAUCAACAUCAGGGAGCUGUAAGAGAUCCCACUGCUUUGUAAUUUUGAUAGUUUGAGCCAUACAUUGUUUUACCUAAGAAGAAUAAAAUUAUUUUGUCAGUACCUAAAAAGUACUGAUGUUCUCAUAGAGAAGUUUUUUAAAAGCUAGUUUUUUAAAAAACUAGUUAAAACUAAGCACUAGUCCUGCAAAGUAACAUAAAGAUGAUGAUAACAAUGAUCAUGUAUUAAAAAUAAUAAGAAUAAUGUUAAUAAUUCAGUGGAGCUUUUAUAUUAUUUCCACACAUUUGGUUUCAGCUGAAUAGGAAACUAAUUGUCUGUAGCAUGUAGGAUAUGCAUUUUGCACUAUUUGGUGUAAUGAGUCUUGAACAUGAAUUUAGACUGCCUUAUAAACAAUAAUUGAUUUCAAAACCUUUUUGCAAUGUGCCUCAGAUACAAUUUAUAAUUUAAUUAAGGAAAGGGAAGGAAGACCUCUCAAUAAAUCCAGUUUAUUUGUGUAUCUUUUUGGUGUUUUUAGAUCAAUUUCAAGAAGGAGAGAUCCUCACAGAAUUGCUUUUAAAGAUGUAACAGAGGACAUGAUUCCAGCAGCCAUGGAAAAAAUAAAACCAGUUAGUUUAAACUUUGGGAGUAUAUUUCAACCUUAUUAAAGAGACUAUCAAUCACUUUAAAAUAUUGACUCAUGUAUCAAUUUAUUGUAAAGCUCAGAUAACUUUGAACAUUGACAGAAGUAUAUCAUUGUUGAUUUCCUAAUUUGGGUACUAAAUGUAUAUAAAAUUCAGAGUAAAACAGUGAAUCUCUUCAAGAGGCUUUAAGAGAAAAUGAGAAAGUUUGUGGGUUUUAUUAUCAGUUGCUUCAUGGUGAUGCCUUUUGUUUUAUGAUGAAUUUAAAAAUCAAAAUUUUGAUCUUAAUUGGUGGAUUUUACCAAGUCAAUUGCAAUAUUUUGCAACGAAUAAAUAAAUCUGACAUCCAUUUGACAAUUUUCAAUGCAUUUUUACCAGGAACGUCCAAAACCUCGCAGAUCACCCACUGUUGGACAACCUUACAGUCCCAGUCGCGGAAGCUGUCAUCGCAAAAUGCAUAUUCAGGAUUUAGACCUCUCCAGUUAUGGGUAUGGCCUUUGUGGAUAAAUCUAGGAUAUUUAUAGAUUGAUAUCCACUUUACAUAUAAAUGUUGAUUUGCUACAAAUUUGGAUCAAACCAUUCAUACAGGAUGUUAUAUCACAGAAUUUACGCCAAAACCUCAGUGUGUCAAAUAUUAUCUUGAUUACUUUAAUUGACUUAUCAUUCUGAGGAUAGAUGCAAUCCAUAAAAACUGGGAAAUUCUGAAACCCUUUCUAAAAAUGAGGUAACAGUACCUUAUAUCACUCUCUCUUUCAUUGUUUCUGGCAUAUACACAGAAAUGUUUUCUCUUAGGUCCUCUGAUAAGGCUAACAAUUAACAGUUUGACCUUGCUGUCUUGUAAGUAGGCAUAAUUAACUCCAAGUAGUCAAAGGAUUGUUCAUGUUUCAUAACUAAAAGAUUGUAUUGUGAGGAAUAUAAAUUUUUAGCAGUUUACUUGACUACACUGUAAGUAUUUGUAUGUAAACAUUAGUAAUGUUGUAGUCUUCUAUUUUUAUUGUAAUUAAAAUAAAUAAUAUAGUAUAUUGUUAAGUAAAAAGUAAGUCAACAAGUUUUCAUACUUGUACUUUCUCUGUUUUUGCCUAAUGUACUUCAAACUUGACUCCUUGAAUUACCAGUGACUGAGCAUGCUAUGAUUACCUUAAAUUUGUUCCUCUUUUUGCAGACUGGAAGAUUUUGGAGACUUUCCCAGGUCAGUGAUUGCCGGAAUCAUUCAACACCUCAAACCAAGGUAUGACACAGACACCUUUUUGUAGUAUCCUCACACAUGUAGAAAUUGUCUGAAUUCAUGCCUUGCAUAAGAAGGAUAGCAGUUGACCAACAUGUGUUUGUCAAACAAUCUCCAAUGAAAAUUCAUGUAGAGUUUUUAACAUCAGUCCUCAAUUUUCCACAGAGGCUUGAGUACAUCUUAGUCAAUCAGCCCCAUAAAUUUGUCAACCAAUAUAUUAACAGUUAUAUGUGACAUUGUGUCUUUGAGCUAAGGACCUUGUUCAAAUUAUGAGUUAGAAACGAAGUAAAUCUGUAAAUGAAAGUUAAGAGUAUAAAAGCCCAUUUACAUUGUAUUUAUGUAUUUUUGUCCGUCUGAAGAGCUGAAAACCGGCUUAUUCAUUUGAUUAAUGAUCACUUACAAUCCAAAAUCAAACAAGCUGAAUGUACACAGUCAUAUAAUAUUUCUGUUUUUUUUUUUUUUGGAACUCAAAUUUAAUGUCUCCCUAAUACGCUGUGGUGACUAUACCAGGUUUACUAGGCGUUAUCCUUUGUGCCAAUUUUUAGCCAAGUCGCUGUUAGUCAAGAAUUGCCUUUGGGGUUAGAAGUUCAACCAAAACAACAGUCAAGUCCAAGAGCAGACAAGCCUACUGAUCUAAGUACACAGAACAAAAGCGCUGAAAACUUACCGAGCGAAAUUCUGGAACAAACUCUGCAAGAUGAAAACUCGCGCAUGCUGCUAGAUGUUGAUAUAAACUCACACUUCACUCCCCCUGUGGAUGAAGAACUUACUGAUGAGGAGGGUGGGCUAAAGAUCAACGGUGAAUCAAAACAAGACACUGACCAACUGCAACCUCAGCUGAUCAAAACAGUUGUUGAUAAACUUACUGGCAAACGAGGUCGCAUACUAUUACCUCUUGCAUAUGUGGGUGUUCCCUUUGAGCGUUGUGCCAAGUCUAAGUUACAUCACUGUGUCAACUCCAUUCCCCGUAACUUGAAUUUGGGCGUGGCAAUGGAACCGGUUGACGUAGUAUCAGUCACACCAACUCCUAUCGGGACACCACAGGAAGAGUUAGAAGGUCAAGAAUCUCAGCUGUGUGCCUUGGCUUCCCCAGGCGUGACUUCAGCCAAUGCCAGUGAGUACAUCUCACCUUGUGAUGAUCAGACGAAUCUUCAUUGGCCUGUGCGAGGUCACAUGACAUCUGCACUGAGGUAAGUAGCUGCUAAGUAAGUAACGUGCUUUCCUACAAGGAUUAUUUUGGCUCUGUUCACAGGAAGUAGUGGCAUAGCUUUUAAGUAGGACGAUUUCAUUUCUGUGUCCAAAAGGCCCGGAUGAGAUCAUCAUAGAAUUUAAAGAGGCUUUCACUUGUUCUAGGCAACUUUGCAGGAAGCCCACUAUGAAGAUAGAGGGAAAAGAAAAUUAAACUUAAAUGAAUGAACUCGAAAAAAAAGUGACAGAUGAGGGAACUGAUUCCAUCCAUAAUCAAAAUCAUUCAUACCAACCUCCGUCACUUUUUAAACAUCAUCACAGGGCAUCACAGGGUACAUAUGCACAAACUAAGAGAGGCAGUGACAAGACCUCUUGACUUUUGUUUUGUUGUCGUUGUAGAUAUUCUCCAGCUCCAGUGCAUGCCCCAGCACCAACUCCCAAUAGCCCAGAAAGACACGGCCAAUACUUCUCCCGCACACCACAGAGUAGGGAACAUAACAACUCGGUCACGUCUCGCUACAUCAGGAGGCGAGAGACACUGACCAGUGUGUAUGACGAGGACGAAACCAUGAUUAGCCGAGAGGCCUUGGGAAGUCCUGAGGGGGAGAGAGUGGGGGAGGAAUUUGCUGUUGAACCAGUUUUUCUGACAGAAGGAGCUCUUUCUCGUGACCCAAGUCUGGUUUUAAACAAGAAUGAUGCACAAGAAUGGCCGCAAGAUAAAAUGAUAAUAAAUGUGAUCGAGAACAGUGAUGACAUGCCCCGAAUGGUUCGAAGUCCAAGCCCUGGGAGUAAAACAUACAUCCCCCAGGAUAUUCUCGCUGAAUUUCAUGGAGAUCCUUAUGGGAGAAAAGGAAUGCAUGUAGCAGGUCAAAAAAUUAUUGGAAAACCGAACAUUGUGAAAGAGCCUGAAAAAACUGACUCGCGUGGUUACAUGGCACCGGCUUGGAGACCUCCGCGCUCAAGGACGCCCAUUCAGUUCGUAGAUACGCCCUCCAGGCGAGCCCCAAGACCUCUCAAACAGCCCCCGAAGGAAAGUGUGCCGAAGUCCUUAACUGUAAAGCCUCUGGCGCAACGCACGCCUCGAAGGCCAAAGAGUACCCCUCCUCGUAUGAGCUCUUCCAAGGAUUCAGGAGAUUUGUCAGUACAUCAGAUUCUGUCGGAUUCGACACUAGGCAGUUUCAUUCUAGAUGACCCAGGGAAAUAUUCAAUGGACGCACAGGCCACAUCGCCCUCCGUGGAUACUUCUGGCUCCAUACCCCCUCCUCCUUCCCCAGAGGCAAUACUGGUUACCUCAGUUGUUCCUGGUACUCCCAGGCUGGAUCCUGUCAGUGAAGUUGAAGAGAAAAGCAGUAUCACUUCAGCUGGUCUGGCUGAUGGCGUAAGCCAAGUAGAAGGUAGGAAUGUCGUGGCUAACCUCUCAGAAGUUGAAGAAGGAGACGAAGUUGAUGAAAGCAACGAAGAAGUUGACCUUGGCCAAAAUUCAAAAGACAUCAAAUCUGAGAGCAAUAACGAAAAAGAGACAGAUCUCGCAAUCACUGAGGACACAGAAACAAUUGAAAGAAGACAAAACGACGACUCAAAAGAUACUCCGGAUGUAAAUUUGGAAGGAAAAACCGUUUCUUCAUUUUUUGCCGGUGAUGAAGCUACUGAAAAAACGAAUCUACCUGUAACAGAUACUAAUAAAGAAAUGCAUAAUAAAGCUGGACGGGAUGAAAAUGAGUCUGAAAAACAAAAAGACGACAAGUCUACUUAUGAAGAUACAUGUACAACAACAGAGGAGUCAGAUGAGAGAGAAAAGGAGAAGGACAACACGGAUCCACCCCAGCCCCCUGAGUCAGGUGAGAGAGAACAGGAGAAGGACAACACGGAUCCAUCCCAGCCCCCUGCGUCACCAGAUAUCGUCAGCACUCCAGAUUUCACUGAGGGAUUAGACAUGAACCUCGAUUUAGAAGCAGAGCUUCGCGCGGCCAUGGAAGGCUUGGAUGAUUUAGGUGACGGGGAGGAAAACGGAGAAAAAAGGACUUCCCCAGAACUGGAGCCUUGGUAGUGACCAUUCCGUUGAGCUGUUCGGUCUUUUUUGGGUCGUGAAUCAUACUAUUCGUGUGACAUUCAAUGACAGAAUGUUGAAUUACAGAGUAAAGAUAGAUUGUAGGAACCAUGUAAUUAGAUAAAAUUUUAUGUUUUACAUUUAUCUUGCCGGUGUGUUUUAUGUGUAGCGGAAUAUAGCCAUAUAUUUUGGUCAGAGCGAUAUAGGAAAUUACAGAUCUGUCAAACACUUUAAUUAGACGCGGUCAGGGGAUUAUGAAAACAAACACUCUGACAUAAAUUAAACUCAAACUAUACUCACCGACUCGAAUUAUUGCGGC